AUGGUUGGGCCUCAGCUGAUAUGCUUGAAUAUAACAGGCUACCAUCAGAUCAUGACCGGUGAUAUCUUGAGGCUUAUCGUCAAGAACUGUACAUCCUUAGAGAAGAUCCAUUUGGGACCAGGUAUGAAGUUGACCGAUGAGUCGCUGAGGAUGCUGUUCAGAGAUCAGGAGAGAUCUAGAAACCUGACACUACUCAGGAUGUACGGGACCCGGUGCAAAUAUUUGAACCAUGAUAUCUUGCUAGAUAUGAGUAAAGCAUGCGUGAACCUGACCGAGCUUUACAUGGCGGGAAUCAAGUGCGUUGAUGACACCUUGCUCUUCUCCAUAGCAAACCACAUGCCUCGUCUGAAGCACAUCUCACUGGGAGAAUAUGGUCGUUUAGGCCGCCGUUCAGCUACUAAUCAGGUGACGGAUAACGGCGUCGUUGAACUGACAAGAUGCUGCCCUCUAGAGUUUAUCGGUCUUACCGGAAUCCACUGCAUCACAGAUAAGAGUAUAUUUGCUCUCGCCAAUAACUGCCCUGAUCUCAAGACUCUGUUUAUAUCAGGCUGCAGUAAGGUUACAACGCAAGCAACAAACUACCUGCAACAAGCAAUUGCUUACGAUCUCAACAAUAGCGACGUCACGCCGGUGCGAACAUCAUUCAUGGGAGAACAAAGGCGGGUUUCGCAUACUAGUAGUGUAUUCAAAUGUCAUGCGUGUGGGGUAGCCUCCAUGCUCUCCACCGUUGUCAGACAUCCUCCCCGUUUUUCAUCAUGUUCAGGUAUGAACCUGUGUGCUAACCACUCAACGUUCUCUUUGUCGAAUCGGAAUAGUUUCCGAUAG
This is a messenger RNA of Strongylocentrotus purpuratus (purple sea urchin), 825 nucleotides long. Its product is annotated as F-box protein SKP2B-like. Lineage: Eukaryota; Metazoa; Echinodermata; Echinoidea; Camarodonta; Strongylocentrotidae. The record is from RefSeq and is a predicted model, not a curated record. Gene Ontology annotation, biological process: SCF-dependent proteasomal ubiquitin-dependent protein catabolic process. The transcript is spliced from 4 exons. Gene Ontology annotation, cellular component: SCF ubiquitin ligase complex. Bases 1 to 825 code for a protein of 274 amino acids.